AUGGGUAGCUUGUUGAGGCCGGUUGAUUUGGUAAACCAGCCACUUGGGUUUCAAGAAAGAUAUAAGAUUUUGCAAAAAUUAUUUACACAGUUACAAAAGGCGUAUGCACAUUCAAAAAGAACCAAUAUGGAUCUUGAAAGGCUGGCAACUCGUUUAGAAGUUCAUGUAGCCAAAAAUAGUUUGUCCGGUCAGAGUUAUAAAUUUAAUAUGAGUAUUCUCUUACGGGAUAUACUCAAGUACAAGGGAGAUCUCUCGAAGGUCAAAAUUAAUGGACGUCCCCUCAAAGGAUCCAAACCAAGUAGCAAUACGGGGCCGAUCUUUACAAGGUCACAAGCUAUGGAGGCUCUUAAAGCUUUGAUUUUAGAUGUAAAAGCUUUGGAAAAGAAUGGUUACAUCGUUGAGGAACUGCAAAAGGAAAGUAAUGAUGAAUGUGAUACUCAAUUGUAUGUACCAUGUCUGAGAUGCAAUACAAAUUUUAAAAAAAUAGAUAUAAUGGAAAACGCCUUAUGUAGAUUCCAUCCGCUAAAGAAAAUAUACAACAGGGAGACUAGAUGUCACCUUUAUCCGUGCUGUGGUGAGACCACCAACUCUGUGUCUUUUUUGAGACUAGGAUGUAAGACGUCCCACCACCAUGUGUACAGAGGAGAAUCAUAUAGCGAUUUGUGUAAAAUUUCCGAGUUUUCUAGUAGCGCACACAUCGAUGGAGUUGAAAAUGUUCUCUCUCUCGAUUGUGAGAUGGCUUUCACAUCCCUAGGUUACGAAAUGAUACGUUUGACGAUUGUGGAUUUUUUCACAGGAGAAACACUAUUUGAUCAUGUUAUUCAACCAGUGGGUGAAAUUGUUGACCUAAAUUCCGACUUCAGUGGUGUCCAUGAGAUUGAUCAAACUAAAUGUCCCACGUAUAGGGAGGCGAUUGGUAUGUUUUUAUCUGAAAAUUUGAUAAAUAAAAACAGUAUACUCAUCGGCCACGGAUUAGAGAACGAUCUAAAUGUUAUGAGAAUAUUUCACAACAAGGUGAUAGACACGGCAGUUCUAUAUUCAAAAACAAAAUUCAAGGUAUCUUUGAAAAAUUUAGCAUUUGAAUUUUUAAGUAGGAAAAUCCAAAAUGGAGAGCAUGAUAGUUCUCAAGAUGCAAUAGCUACGAUGGAUGUCGUAAAAGUUAAAAUAGGUGUUUCUCCAAGUCAAAAGAUUUGGGAGUAG
Saccharomyces eubayanus is the source of this 1200-nucleotide messenger RNA. It is a transcript of the gene REX3, whose product is annotated as RNA exonuclease. The record is from RefSeq and is a predicted model, not a curated record. Gene Ontology annotation, cellular component: nucleus. NCBI's taxonomy places the organism in Eukaryota, Fungi, Ascomycota, Saccharomycetes, Saccharomycetales, Saccharomycetaceae. Gene Ontology annotation, molecular function: nucleic acid binding; exonuclease activity. The coding region runs from base 1 to 1200 and encodes 399 amino acids. The transcript has a single exon.